ACUGCUCAUCAUUAUCAAGGUAGACCAAUAGAAUCAGUAAAAUUACAUUUUCCAAGGAAGUCAAGAAAAUUGUCAACUAACAAUAACACCAUGGAAACCAACAAUGGUGCCAACAGUGACAAUGCUGCAGCUAGCUAUGAAGAAGCAAAGAAGUUGGCAGAUGAUAUUAUGGCCAAGAUCAAAUGUCGACCAGUGGUCGGAAUCAUUUGUGGAUCCGGACUGGGAGAGCUGGCCAACAUGGUGAAAGAUACAGAGAUUAUGGGAUACGAGGAAAUUCCUGGCUUUCCAGUCAGUACAGUGCCAGGACAUGCAGGAAAGUUAGUGUUUGGACAACUAGGGGGGAAAUCUGUCGUUCUGAUGAAAGGACGUGUACAUUUCUAUGAAGGUUUCACAAUGCAAAAGACUGCACUGCCUAUCAGGAUUAUGAAGUUGAUGGGGGUGAAGAUUCUAUUUGUAACUAAUGCAGCUGGAGGAAUUAAUCAGAAUUAUGAUAUUGGUGACCUAAUGAUUAUAAAGGACCACAUCAAUAUGCCUGGAUUUGCUGGAAUGAAUCCAUUACAUGGACAGAAUGAUGAAAGGUUUGGUCCUCGCUUUCCUGCCAUUUCAAAAGCAUACACCAAACGUCUUCGUGAUCACGCUAAAGAGACAGCCAAGACUCUUGGAUUCAAAGACUUCAAUAUCCAUGAGGGUGUUUACUGUAUGCUUGCUGGACCAUCGUUUGAGACUGUCACAGAGUGCAAAUUCCUCAGCAUGAUUGGAGUUGAUGUCACUGGUAUGAGUACAUGUCCGGAGGUGAUUGUAGCAGCCCAUUGUGGGAUGGAGGUGUUUGGAAUGUCUUUGGUCACUAAUAAAGCUGUGAUGCAGUAUGACUCUGAACAGAUCGCCAACCAUGAAGAAGUGCUUGAAACUGGGGCCUUACGAAGCAAGGAUUUACAGAAGCUUGUCGCAGCCAUGUUAGAGACUCUCCAGAUCUAAUCUUAUAGGUAAUGCAUAUUUAAUCCAACAGUGUUCAACAGCUGACAUCAAGGCCAAAUCAGGAAACAUGAAUCAAGAGGAACCAGCUUCUAAGAAGGAUGUUUUGUCAUUUAUCUUUUGGACCACUUGUGAGUAAUUGUUACAAUCCUGAACACAAGAUCAAUAGCAAUGAUUGAAGUCAAAACAAACAGCUGUCAUAAAGUUGUAAGUGGAUUUGAGGUAACAAAUGACAAAAUAAGUCAUCAGUUUAUGGGUAUAUAGUGUGAGAGGUAGAUUUCAAUAUUUCAUAACAAAUUUUGGACUGCUUUCAUCAGGUUUGUCCAGCAGUAUUUUACAAUUGUGUAAGUAUCAGUGAUGUUUAAAGAUCUAGAUCUUAAUGACCAAGGUAGAUGUAACUAAGACCCUAGUGGUUAUUUUGUGGUGUUCAAUUGAACAACCAUAUCUUCGUUUUUUGAUUUAAGAAAAUUAUGACUGUUUAAAUUAAAGUCUAGAAUUGUAUCCUUGUUUAUGAUAUAUUUGGUAUUUUAUUACAAUUAGUAUUACAUUUUACAUCUCCAAAUUGUUUUAUUUUAAACUUUACUCAAAAGACUGAGAUAGUUGCUUUUUUAUUGU
This is a messenger RNA of Ylistrum balloti, 1587 nucleotides long. RefSeq names its product purine nucleoside phosphorylase-like. Gene Ontology annotation, molecular function: purine-nucleoside phosphorylase activity. The record is from RefSeq and is a predicted model, not a curated record. Gene Ontology annotation, biological process: nucleoside metabolic process. Gene Ontology annotation, cellular component: cytoplasm. The transcript is spliced from 6 exons. Bases 91 to 975 code for a protein of 294 amino acids. NCBI's taxonomy places the organism in Eukaryota, Metazoa, Mollusca, Bivalvia, Pectinida, Pectinidae.